Molecule: messenger RNA, 2171 nt
Organism: Mauremys mutica (yellowpond turtle)
Lineage: Eukaryota; Metazoa; Chordata; Testudines; Geoemydidae
Product: transportin-3
Exons: 15
Coding region: 196-2145 (649 amino acids)
Biological process (GO): protein import into nucleus
Cellular component (GO): nuclear membrane; cytoplasm
Source: RefSeq, a predicted model, not a curated record
GGCCGGGCGGGAGCGCUGUGCGGGCGGAACGCGGUGAGCGGGCCGCGCGCUUCCGGGGGGCCGCGUUCUGGGUGGCACCGCCCCUCCCGGUAACGGACACGGCCGGGCGAGGAGAUGGCGGCGGCCUGGAGCGGCGGCUGCUGCUGCUGAGGGGCUGGAGCCGGGCGCGGAGCGGCCUGUGCGGGACCCGGAGCCAUGGAGGGCGGCGGAGGCAGCGCGGGGAAGCCGAGCCUGCAGCUCGUGUACCAGGCGGUGCAGGCGCUUUACCACGACCCGGACCCGAGCGGCAAGGAGCGGGCGAGCUGCUGGCUGGGGGAGCUGCAGAGAUCGGUUCAUGCGUGGGAGAUCUCAGACCAGUUGCUACAGAUCCGGCAGGAUGUAGAAUCAUGCUACUUUGCAGCACAGACCAUGAAGAUGAAGAUUCAAACCUCAUUCUAUGAACUCCCCACAGAUUCGCAUGCUUCGUUGCGGGACUCUUUACUGUCCCACAUCCAGAACUUGAAAGACCUGUCACCCGUCAUUGUAACUCAGCUUGCAUUAGCAAUAGCAGAUCUCGCCCUACAAAUGGCUUCUUGGAAGGGCUGUGUACAGACACUGGUGGAAAAGUACAGUAACGAUGUGACAUCACUGCCCUUUCUACUGGAGAUCCUCACGGUGCUGCCAGAGGAGGUUAAUAGCCGAUCUUUGCGCAUUGGCGCCAACCGCCGGACCGAAAUCAUUGAAGAUCUGGCUUAUUACUCCAGUACAGUGAUCUCCCUUCUAAUGACCUGUGUGGAGAAAGCAGGCAACGAUGAGAAGAUGCUCAUGAAAAUUUUCCGCUGCCUGGGGAGCUGGUUCAACCUGGGAGUUCUGGAUAGUAACUUCAUGGCCAACAGCAAGUUAUUGUCCCUCCUCUUCGAGGUGCUGCGACAAGACAAGACGUCCUCAAACCUGCAUGAGGCAGCCUCUGACUGCGUGUGCUCAGCUCUCUACGCCAUUGAAAACGUGGAGACCAACCUGCCCCUCGCGCUGCAGCUCUUCCAGGGAGUCCUGACGCUGGAGGCCGCCUAUCACAUGGCCGUGGCCCGGGAGGAUUUAGACAAGGUUCUCAAUUACUGCCGCGUCUUCACUGAACUCUGCGAGACGUUUCUGGAUAAAAUUGUUUGUACGCCAGGCCAUGGGCUGGGGGACCUGCGCACGCUGGAGUUGUUGCUGAUCUGCGCAGGCCAUCCACAGUAUGAGGUGGUAGAAAUUUCCUUUAACUUCUGGUACAGACUGGGGGAGCAUCUGUACAAAACGGACGAUGCCGUCAUCCACAGCAUCUUCAAAGCCUACAUCCAGAGGCUUCUGCACGCUCUGGCCAGACACUGUCAGCUUGACCCAGACCACGAGGGUGUUCCGGAGGAGACAGACGACUUCGGGGAGUUCCGGAUGAGGGUCUCGGACCUGGUGAAGGACUUGAUCUUCCUGGUUGGAUCGGUGGAAUGUUUUGCCCAGCUUUAUGCUACCUUGAAGGACGGGAACCCUCCCUGGGAGGUGACGGAAGCUGUUCUCUUCAUCAUGGCCUCUAUAGCCAAGAGCGUUGACCAGGACAGAGCCUGCUUCACCCAGCCCUACGCCUCCCAGCCCAGGACACAGCACCGGCGAGCGAGAGGGACAAAGGAGAACAACCCGACGCUGGUGGAGGUGCUGGAGGGGGUGGUGCGCCUCCCCGAAUCAGUGCACACUGCUGUCCGCUACACCAGCAUUGAGCUGGUGGGAGAAAUGAGCGAAGUCGUGGACAGAAACCCUCAGUUCCUGGAUCCUGUGCUGGGUUAUUUGAUGAAAGGUCUCUGUGAGAAGUCACUGGCCUCUGUUGCUGCCAAAGCUAUUCACAAUAUCUGCUCAGUUUGCCGAGACCAUAUGGCUCAGCACUUUAAUGGCCUGCUGGAGAUUGCCCGCUCCCUUGACUCCUUCAUGCUGUCUCCAGAGGCGGCUGUGGGACUCCUUAAAGGGACCGCGCUGGUUCUUGCCCGGCUACCCUUGGAAAAGAUAGCAGAGUGCCUCAGCGAGUUGUGUGCCGUUCAGGUGAUGGCACUGAAAAAGCUGCUGUCUCAGGAGCCGAGCAAUGGCCUGUCCUCAGACCCCACGGUGCCCCUAGAUCGACUGGCUGUCAUAUUUAGGUAAGAAAGGCAAGGACUCCAGCAGACUGU